AUGGUUGUUCCUAACACCUACGUACUAAUCUUUGCCUGUGCCUGUGGAGUGAUCCUGGGCAUUGGGCUCUGUGCCAACCUUUUGGUCUUCUGUUUGUUUGCCAAGUACAACACACUGCGUAAGAACCGCCUGGACAUCCUCCUACUCAGCAUGACUUUGGCUGACUUCUUAGCCCUCCUGCUCAUCCCCUUCACCCUGCACUCAGCAGUAAGCCACUCCUGGCCUCUAGGUGAAGUCUCCUGCAAGGUCUACCAGUUCUUGCUAGCUUUCAGCCUGGCGGCCAGCACCUACUCGCUGUGCGCUGUGUCCAUGACACGCGCCAUGAUCAUCACAAACCCAUACCAACCGCCCACCAUGGAUCUGGUCAUCCUCAUGUUUGUCUUGGUCUGGGCCCUCAGCUUCUUCAUCAGCCUGCCUCUACGAAUGUUUGCCACCAAACAAAGUGUGGGGCCCAGCGCUGCCAACUUCACCUUCUGCCUUCCAACCAUUCAUGAGCACCACUACCAAGUGGUCCUAAGCCAGUUUGUACUUUACUACUUUAUUCCAAUGCUGGUCAUCGCCUUCAACUACGUCCGCCUGGCUGUUUUUCUCCACAAGAGCCCUGUAAUGUCAGUGUCCAGUGCCAGGAACACCCGCAGGGCCUCUGUCAUGGUGUUUUUGGCUGCCGCCACCUUCUCCAUGUGCUGGCUGCCUGGUUAUGUGUUGGAGCUGUGUGUGUACCUGGGCCUGUAUCACCAAGGACAUUUCUGGGAGAUGUUCCACUUCAUCUGUACUGUGCUCCAGUACCUACACCCCUGCAUCAACCCAGUGCUCUAUGUGCUGCUGUCUAAGCGCUAUCGCCACAGGAGGGCAGCCUGGCUCUUCGGCUGCAACAGGAACAGAGUGCAGCCGCAGGUCAUCAGCGUCCCCACAGACAGCUUUUAA
Messenger RNA from Mugil cephalus (flathead mullet), 924 nucleotides. RefSeq names its product galanin receptor 2a. The transcript has a single exon. Gene Ontology annotation, biological process: G protein-coupled receptor signaling pathway. Bases 1 to 924 code for a protein of 307 amino acids. Gene Ontology annotation, cellular component: membrane. Lineage: Eukaryota; Metazoa; Chordata; Actinopteri; Mugiliformes; Mugilidae. The record is from RefSeq and is a predicted model, not a curated record. Gene Ontology annotation, molecular function: G protein-coupled receptor activity.